AUGAAUAUUGCGAUUAAGUCUCGCUUUUUUCCACUCUCCAGUAAUAUACAAAUUUUGGCAUCUUUAGUUAGAAACUCUUCAACAACAACUAACGAUAAAAAAUAUUCUCUUGAGAAUAUUCCUAGAGAGACUGGUGGACGGAAUAGUUUUACGGGCAGUGUUGUUUCAGGAGAAGGUCAUUCUGAUUUACUCACAAAUUCGGAGGAUUCUUCAACUAAAGGAAAUGAGGAGCUACGCAUGUUUCGUGGUCCACUAACUUUGGGAAAUUUAAUAGAUGCUCUUGAGGCUUACGAAGGAUCUCCUGUUAUUUCUGUGAGAUUUUUGAUAUUUAAAAAAUUUACAAUUUAUUUUAGUUGCAUUCUGGGUUUUUGCGUAACCUUUAUAUAUUUAUAUAAGACCAAUCGAAACUGUUACACGGCAAAACAAUGA
Meloidogyne enterolobii is the source of this 429-nucleotide messenger RNA. The record is from the annotation of a GenBank genome assembly. Lineage: Eukaryota; Metazoa; Nematoda; Chromadorea; Rhabditida; Meloidogynidae.